Messenger RNA from Monopterus albus (swamp eel), 473 nucleotides. It is a transcript of the gene cox7b, whose product is annotated as cytochrome c oxidase subunit 7B. The transcript has 3 exons. Gene Ontology annotation, biological process: mitochondrial electron transport, cytochrome c to oxygen. Lineage: Eukaryota; Metazoa; Chordata; Actinopteri; Synbranchiformes; Synbranchidae. The record is from RefSeq and is a predicted model, not a curated record. The coding region runs from base 92 to 328 and encodes 78 amino acids.
CAAACGCAAUUUCCGCUGUCUACGUGCAGCAGCCAUAUUACACUUCCGUACUUCAAGGGUAUCUGAAGUCAUCAAGCUAAAGUUAAACAAUAUGUACAGGUUUGCUAGAGCUGUAGCGAACGUUACCGGUAAGGCUGUGCAGCAGGUGAGGCAUGGAUCCACCGUCCCCCAGGACUUCCACUCCAAGUACGGUAACACUGUGCUGAUCGGUGGGGCUGUCUUCUGCACAGCUGUGUGGGCAUAUGUAGUGACUUCAACUGGCAUCGUCUGGAAUAUGUCACCAGUAGGGAGGGUCAUGCCCAAAGAGUGGAGAGAGCCUGAAGAGUGAAGAGCUGUCAUGAAAGACCUGCAUCCCUACUAAUAAACUCUCUGGUUUUACAGAUAAACCAUAUCUGCAAGUUCUGACCAUGAAUGCCUGCGUUUAUUCCUACAUGUUACUUUGUUCAAAUAAAAUGUGAUUCUACUAACCUUUA